Messenger RNA from Calliphora vicina (urban bluebottle blowfly), 1360 nucleotides. Its product is annotated as arrestin domain-containing protein 3-like. Gene Ontology annotation, cellular component: cytoplasm. Lineage: Eukaryota; Metazoa; Arthropoda; Insecta; Diptera; Calliphoridae. Gene Ontology annotation, biological process: protein transport. The coding region runs from base 54 to 1220 and encodes 388 amino acids. The transcript is spliced from 4 exons. The record is from RefSeq and is a predicted model, not a curated record.
UAAAUAAAUACAUAUUACUAUUAAAGAACUUAUAAAUAAAACAAACUUAAAACAUGCCUUCGACCUGCAGAUUUGAUUUAAAUAAACCAAAUGCCACAUAUUUUAGUGGUGAAGUAAUAGCGGGUACAAUCACUCUCAACACAAGCAGUGAUAAAAAUGUAAGGGACGUCAGCAUUAUCUUCCUCGGCGAAGGUAAAGUCAAAUGGGAAGAAUCUCACUCAACAUCGAAUAGCGAUGGAAGCAGUUCGACUAGUACAACUUACUAUAGAACACAUGAAGUGUACGUCAAUAAUAAUACAAUGGUACAUGGAGAUGGAGUUCUGCCAGUCGGAACACAUACUUAUUCAUUUAAUAUACCUUUGCCCUGGGAAUGUCCCACAUCCUGUGAGGGCAAAUAUGGCCAUGUGCGCUAUGAAAUUUCGUUAAAAAUUAACAGAUACUAUCGUUUCGACAAUGUCUAUAAGAGGCCAGUGACUAUAAUAAAAACUAUUGAUUUGAAUUUAUGUCCAGCUUAUAAGCUACCACUAGCGUUGGAAACUAUUAGUAGUGCCUGCUGUUGGCCCUGUUCGAAGGGUAAAAUUUUGUGUACUCUAAAAAUACCUUUUGGUGCCUAUGCUCCUGGUCAAACCAUUAAAUAUGCUCUGCAUAUAGUAAACCAAUCCAUGGACGACACUGAGGGUUAUUAUGUAGAAUUCUCUAAGAAAAUGAUUUUCACAGCACGAUCUCCUCGUCAUAAGGAGCGUAGUUCUAAAGAUGUUUUAGUGACCAGAUCGUUUAAUGAAAAUUGUCUGCGUCUAGCUAAUCGUAUUAUAGAGGGUGAAAUAUAUAUACCAUCUACGCCUCCGACUACCGAAAGAUCUAGUAUUAUAUGUAUUGCAUAUAAAUUGAAGGUUACUUUACAACUGGGUUGCUGUGUUUCAAAUCCUGUUAUGGAAGUACCUAUUAUCAUAGGUACUAUACCGCUGAGGGAAAGUAUACCAGCUAAUCGGACUAUGAUGAGCAUUGCUGAGGAUCAUGUUGUACCAACUGCCCCAGAACUGGCUGAAGCAGGUGUUGGUGGGGAUUUGCCACCCAGUUAUAAUGAAAUGCAACCACCCACCUUUGAGGAGGCUACUCGUAGCAAUUCUCCUUUCAUUGAUACCGAUAUUGAUGAAAGGAAUCGUAUUGUGGGAUUUAAACCACUUUAUCCUAUGUACAAUCUUCCUUAUGGUGGAAAAUAAUUAUAUUGUUUGCUUAGAUUAAUAGAUAUUAAGGUUUUAUACAUAUAGUUUUAUAGUUUUUUUUAUGAUACAUAUGCCAUAAAUACUUACCAUGUUUCCAAUAAAUGUUUAUACUCAUUUUAAAUAAAAUUUAAAACAAA